UGUACGACAGGAUGGGCAUCGCUACUUAAGUGGGGAAGCGUCUUGAAAUUUAGAUAUGCAAAUUCAUAAAACGAGAGAGGUUCAAUGUUUUGCAUAAAUCGCUGGGAUGAAAAAAUGAUGUGUAUUAACUGAGUGCAGUUUUCCCAACUCUUGAUCAAGCAUAAAUACAAGCUAUCCACCACGCAUAAUGUAAAUUUAAGCCUAUCGAAAUGUGGGAGCUUUAAUAAAGUUGACCAAUCAGCGUUGAACAGGAUAUGCUGCUCGGUUGCCAUAGUUACAGCAAGCAGAAACGCUACGACGGUCAGAGUUGUUGACAGCUAGAAAGUAGCUAGCGGUAUUUUUCCUCCUACUUGGGUUUUCGUUACGUUACCAAACGUUUGCUUCAACGAUGCUGACCGCUCCUGCUCAGAGAGUAUGUUUUGGGAGCUCACUGGAGAGGAGGCUGUUUCCUCUCCAUUACGCGCCAGACCGGCUGGGAAACCAAAUGUCACAACAGGGACCGCCACAUGUCGGCCCGGGAAGCUAUGACAACCACGAGUUUGGCACCAUACUUUAUGACAUACAGAAGACACCUGGGAGUAAGAAAGGAUAUAGUCUCUCUGCAAGGACUGCUGUGCGCUUUCCGCCUUGUAACAAGGCAGUGACCCCUUCACCGUGGCAGUACCAGCAGGAUCAAAGUGGUUCUAGGGUCUCUCCUCCUGGCAAAAUAGCUUUCAGCUCAAAAGCACAGAGGUUCAAAACCACACCAUGUACAUCUGAGAGGAGUCCAGGCCCUGGGACGUAUGCCCACGACAGAGUGACAAACAGGAAAGUGAGCUGGCCCAUGUGCUUUGGGAGACCAGACUGGUCCAGCCUGCCUCAAAUAGGCAAGAAGUCACUCAGGGUGAAGCUUGCCAGUGAAAAGGAGUACCUUAAACAGAGGAACAGAGUGGCCUACCUGAGUUUGUACUAUUAACCCUGAAGGUCUUACAUGGAAACCUAUCAUGACACUGGCGAAGCAAGAAGAUGUUGUUUUUUGUUUUUUGUCUUUCCCCUUAAAAUAUAAACAAAAUAUGAACAUGUAAGGUUGUUUUUUUUCUUUUUUUAAAAGAAACUUAAUUUCCUUUAAUUACAAAAUGACAGAAUUCCUAUGUGACCUGUAUGUUACAUAAAGAUGUUGCUUACAAAAUAAUGUAGGACAGAUUUUUAAACAGCUGAAAAAGUGACACUUAACACAACAAAAAAAAAAAAGCCAUCUUCUGUGGAAGUCAGUCUGCAG
Molecule: messenger RNA, 1258 nt
Organism: Haplochromis burtoni (Burton's mouthbrooder)
Lineage: Eukaryota; Metazoa; Chordata; Actinopteri; Cichliformes; Cichlidae
Product: protein pitchfork
Exons: 5
Coding region: 389-955 (188 amino acids)
Biological process (GO): regulation of cell projection organization
Cellular component (GO): ciliary basal body
Molecular function (GO): cytoskeletal protein binding
Source: RefSeq, a predicted model, not a curated record